Messenger RNA from Dimorphilus gyrociliatus, 4693 nucleotides. NCBI's taxonomy places the organism in Eukaryota, Metazoa, Annelida, Polychaeta, Dinophilidae. The record is from the annotation of a GenBank genome assembly.
AAUGUCCCACAUCAAUCCAUUUUUGAGUAUUUAUAAGAAUGAAAUAAAAGAUAUUUUGGAUUUCAAGCAAAACGAUUUAUUGAAUGAACUUUUACGAAACGGCUGUAUUGCAUCAUCUUUUGAAAAUAUUUACAAUUGCAAAACUGAAAUAGUAGGAGAUAAGAUUCUCAGCCUAAAUACGGAAGACUUUUUACGGGUUUUAAGCAGCGUUAAUCAUCCUCUAUCUACCCAACUUCAUUAUAGGAUUGUAACCACUUUUUCUAAUUUAAUAAAUGUAGUUAAGCAGAGAAUUAGAGAAAAAAUUACAAGUAUCAACAUUCUUCCUUUCUGGAGUGGAAAAUCUGUUAAUAUUAAAUUUGAAAAUAUUCAAGUUCCUUUGAAGGUUUUUGCAUCAACAAAUAAACAUUUUGAAGUGGGAAAUAUUCUACAUGAAAUCAAUAUGUUUACAGGAUUAGAGAAAAAAGAUCGACUUUUGAUAUUCGGUGAAACCGGAAAAGGGAAAACAUUUCAAUGUUUAAGAAUUUUAAAUCAUUGGUCGUUUAGUCGAAUUUGUUUGGAUUUUCUAUUUCUUCAUUUAAAAGUAACAGAUUUGUUGCCCACAGAAACUAUUUAUGAUACUUUGAUAAAGCAAAAUUUUCCGGAAGAUACCCUAUAUUUUAGGAAUGUUUUAAAAUAUUAUCUUGAAGAUAACACAAGCGGAAAUAUAAAAAUCAUUCUACUUGUUGAAGAUUUAGAUGAAUUGUAUAAAACCAGCUUGAAUGACUCAGAGAUAAUUCAAAAGUUGGAAAUGUUUCCUCACAUUCUUAUCUGUUGGACUCGAACUCAUAGAAUUGAUAGAAUGAUUCGAAAUUUUAAUAUAACAUUGGAAAUCCUGGGAUUUGCUGAUGACGAUAUUAGAGCUUUCUUCUUGAAAUUCUUUUCCGAAAUGGAUGAUAAUAACAGAAAAGAAACGCUCUAUCAUUAUUUGAAAGGAGAAAAGCCAACAUUUUUUCAAAUGUGCUUUAAUCCUUUUUUUGCAACUUUGUUUGCAGCUAUUUGGGAAAAUUUGAAAAUUAUACCAGAUAAUAAAUAUUUAGCUAUUGAAGAAGCAACAAAUAUCCUUUUGAAAAGAUGCGGUUUAAUCCCUAAGACUAAGGAUUAUUGCGAAAUUAUUAAGUACAUCGGGAAACAAUGCCUAGAAUUUAUUCUUAAUAACAAGCCUAUGACCUGUAAUCAUAUCAUUGAAUCAACUAAUAAUCUUGGAGGACUUGUCUUCCUUAAAACCUUUAAUCUGAAGAAUCAAAUUUUAUGUAAAGAAUACGAAUUUCUACAUUUUUCUUUUCACGAAUAUUUUACGGCUAAAUACUUGAUAGAAUUCUUUAAAACUACAAAGGAAGAUGGCGAAAAAGAAGAUAUUUUAGAAUCUCUUUCCUCGAUUAAAAAUAUAAUCAAACUUAAAAAUAUCUUUGAAUUUAUUAACGUUCUAGAUCGCCAAUUAUAUUUACUGAUAACGCAGAACAAAGAGUCUUUUUCAUUCUUUCAAGACGAUUCCCAUUAUCAUUUAGUAGAGAAAUUAAGAUUAAAUAAUUCAAGCAUGGAAGUAUCCCACUUGGAGAAUUGUAAGGCUUCGAAUGUAUUAUUUAAAUUUAUUCUAUCGAAAUAUUCUUCAAAAUUUACGACUUUAAUUUUAAGAAAUGUUUUCUUUGACGAUUUCUUCUUUAUCAUGGCAUUUACUAAUGAACUUGAAAAGUUAAAAAUUCUCUUUGAUACCAAAUUUGAAAAGUAUAUUUCAUAUAUGGAUAUUUUUGUCUUUUUAUCAAGAUUUAAUAAUUUUAAAAAAUUGACUUUGAAAAAUGUUAAUCUAAUUUUUCCCAAAAACUUUAAUCCAAGCAGUGAAAUGUCAGUUUGGAAAAAGCUUCAUUUACAAAAAUGUAAAUUUUACGAAACUGGCGAAAAUUACGGCUAUACUGAGAUUAGUUCUCCUUUUUCUCCUUUUCAAAGUGGAACAAUAGUUGACUUUCAAAGAAGAAUAUCAAAAGAGAAAACAAUAGAAUCAUUAACACUUUUCAACUAUUCUCGAGAAGUGAACAAUUCUUUAGUAUCGUAUAAAAUGAGCUGUCAAGGAUUAACAGAGAUUGUUAUCUAUUGCGAUGUAGCCGAAUUAAAAGACUUUCAAUUAUUUAUAUCAGCCACUGCCGACAAUUUGGUACACCUUAAGAAGCUGAAAAUAAAAAAUUGUUAUCAUUCCAUUAAUGGAGAUGCUAUAUCUUUAGUUUUGAAACGAAACGAACAACUAGAAACUUUAGAAUUACUUGGAAUUGUAAUCACUGAAAGAAACAAUUACGCCUUUAUUCGUAGUCUAGCAGAAUUGAAAUGUUUAAAGAAAUUAAAACUUCCUAAAAUAGAAUAUCAACAGACCGUUUCCAAAUAUGAAAAAAGGAUAAAAAUUAGCUUUACAAUAAAAUUUUCACUUACAAAAUUUGCGGCAUUCGAUUCACUUAGAGUCGUUAGUCAUGGCGAAUUUCAAAGAGAUUUCAUUAAUCAGCAAAUUUGCAUUAAUCAAAUUUCAAAUGUUAAAGAAUUAUAUUUGAAUGGAUGUUGUCUAUCUUCAAGCUUUCUAGAUAUUUUUAAUUGUAAUUUAAAGAAAAUACCUUUUCUUAAAGUUUUGGAUAUUUCUAAAAAUGAUUUCACGAAUGAUUCAUCGUUAAAAUUUUUUCGUAAUAUUAAUUUAUUGGAAAUGAAUAUUGAAAUUCUUUUGUUCUAUGCUCAAAAGAAUGUUACAAACGAAAUUCUACUUUGUCUCGUUCAAACUUUAAAAGAGAAUAGAAAGUUGAAAAUUCUUAAUUCUUCUAGAAAUAAUUUUGAAAAAUCGUUCUUAUUUCAAGAUGAUUUUGUUAAUUCUAAAGAAUUCAAUUUAGAAAGUUCACUGAGAAUUUAUAAUCAUUAUAAAUGUCUACUUCUCAAUGGAAAAUGUAAUAUUUACAGUGAUAAGCCCGAAACGACUCUUAUCUUCAAUUCUAUUGGUUUAAAAAUUAACGAAUUAUGCUUAAAUAACAUUUGUAUACCAGUUCAAUUUUUAAAGAAUAUCCUCAAGGAUAAUCAUUAUAUAAAAGAAUUAUUUAUUAACAAUUGCGAUAUUUCGCAAGAAUCCAGCGAAUAUUUGGGUAGGUUAAUAAGAUAUCAGAAUGACCUCAAAUUUAUAGCUUUCAUUAAAGUGGAUUUAUCAGCUAGUAUCGGAGAAAAUCUAUUUUACAAUUAUCCUUCAAAGUGUUGCAACUUAAUUACAUUACGACUCGAUGAUUGUAUUCUUUCAAAUGAUAUGUCUGUCUAUUUGGGAAAAUUCUUGGAAUAUCAGACCGAUCUGAAUGAAUUGUGCUUAACUUCGGCCUCUUUACUAUCAGACAUUGGCAAAAACAUCUUUCUGAGAGCAGAAUGCGUUGGAAAUUUUAUAGGAAGCUCACCAAACCUAAAAAUUUUAGACCUAUCUUCCGUCAAUAUGUUGGAUGAUAUUGGUAAAAUAAUUUUUAAAACUUUUUCUCAAGGAUGCCUAUUUAUUGCGCAACAACUGCGAUUGAAGACAUUAAAUUUGCAAUCAGUAAAUUUUAGGGAAGGAAUUGGAAGAAAUUUACUUGGAGGAGUUCCAUUAGGGUUGUGUGGAAUUGAAGUAAUAAAUUUAAAAAAUUCAGUCAUUUGCGAAGAAACCGCCUAUUAUCUAGGAUUGUUACUUUCACAUCAAACACAAUUGAAAUCUCUUAAUUUAGAAUAUAAUAAUCUUUCAGGAAAGAUUGGAAUGAAUGUCUUUUUAUACGAAGGACAGCCAAAGAGAGAUGUUAAUUUUGAAAUAAACUUAAAGCAAAGCAUCUUUUCUGCAGAGAGCGUACAUUGUUUAGGAAAAUUUAUUGGAUUAUAUAGUCAUAUAUCGUCCCUGAAUUUAAGCCUAUUGGAUUUAUCAUGUGGAAUAGGUAACCAUUUAUUUAAAAAUAUGAAUUUCGAACAAUCUAUAAUGGAUAAUCUGGAUUUGUCUUAUUGUAAAUUGUCUUUUGAUUUCGUUGAAAGUUUUGUUACGUUUUUUGAUAGUCUUUCAAAGAUUAAUGAACUCGACUGGAGUAAUGUAGACUUAUCAGAUACAACAGGAGUUUCCCUAUUUUCCAAUCUUACUUCCCGUUCCGUGCGAGUUGUCUACAUGAAUUGUGAUAAUUGCGUUAUUUGUAGUAAAAUGUCCAAAUAUUUCGGUGCUUUUAUUGAACAAUGUAAUUUAUCUGCCCUAUCAUUAAGAUCGGUAGACUUGUCUGGAGAAAGAGGAAAAACUCUGUUCGAGGGUAUAAGUUCAAAAUGUUGCAAUAUAACUGAUCUAUUCCUAAGCGAAUGUAAGUUUUCCACAGAUAUGUCGUUCUUUUUAGGACAAUUUAUAGGAUAUCAAACGAAAUUAAGAACAUUGGAAAUGACUGGAACGGAUUUAUCUGAUGAUAUAGGAAAGAACAUAUUUGAAAAUAUUUCACAAAGAUGCUUCAAGAUAAUUUCUCUCAAUAUAAGCAAUUGUAAAUUUUCUUCCAAUAUGACUGACUAUCUGACUAAGGCUUUAGAUAUGAAUAGUGAAUUAUGGGUAGUCAAUUUAUCAUCAACAGAUUUAACAUUCAAUGGUGGAAAACAUGUCAUUGAGAAAUUAUCUUCAUCUUUUAUAAAAAAUGUAGAUUUAACUAAUUGUACCUUUUAA